AACCAGCGAAGCGAAUAGUGUUUGCUUGGAUCACUUCUUAAGGAUACCCGCCACUGGCAGAAGCAUUUGGAAGUCCGGAAAAAGCCAGUUCGACGGUCAAACACCACAAAAAAAUGACAGUCGACACAACCGCCGCUGAGGCACCGGGCACCUGCCCCUUCUCCGGCGUCCGCCAGCGUCACCUCGCAGCCGCUGAAUCCACCGGCUGCCCCAUGUCCCGCACCUCCACCCCGCCCCUCCCAGACCACGCCGUCCCGACGACCCCCCCAAUCCAAUGGUUCGACUAUGAGAGCUUCUACGGCGGCCUCAACCUCGCCAGCAUCCCGCCCAACCCGGUCGACCUCCAUUCGCUCCUCAAAAUCGGAGACCCCGUAGCCGACGACGCGUACGAUGCCCUGAUGGCGGAGUACCGCGCGGAGGGGAAACAACCCCCGAGCUCGUAUAAGAUUUUCGAAGAGGUUUUGGAACGGAGGGACGCGGGGGUGUGUACCGACGCGGAACGGAGGUUGUUGGCGGAGGUGGAGACGGUACCCUCGUGGGUGGAUUGGGCGAGUUUGGAGAGGGGCCGGGAAGUCUACUGGCGCAACUUGAGCGGGAUCCAGAUCGUGUUGCUGUACGGGAGUCUUGCCGGCGGGUUCUCGAUCCCGCGCGUGAACGAGGUGUUGGUGCAGACCGGGUACUUGUCGCACGCCAAGCAUGUCAAUCGCCGGUUGAUGGAGACUGCGGAGAUGAUAAACGACGUAAUGCAACACGGCCUCGCACCCAACUCCCAAGGCUGGAAAGCCGUCGUCGGCGUGCGGUUCCUGCACUGCUCCGUCCGCGAGAAACAAGCGGAUCGGAUGGCGAUGCGGAAACGGCAGGCCGAGGCGACCGGCGGGUCGGUGGAUGAUAUCAGCGAGGAGUUUGGCGGGGCUAUGGCUAUUGCUCAGACGGAUUUGAUCGGCACCCUCCUAGGCUUCCAAGCCUCCGUCGUCGUCGGGCUAGCUCACCUCUGGACCUACCUAACCCCACAGGAGCGCGACGACUACACGCACGUAUGGCGAUACGUCGGGUACUUGAUCGGCGUCAUGGACGAGCAUAGCCCUCUCCAGUAUUCGUUUGAAACGACUUGCUCGGCUUUGAAGGAUUAUCUCCAGCUGUACUUCGAACCCGACGAAACCUCCGCCCGCCUCUCCAACACCCUCCUCCAAGCCGUGGCCGAUAAAGUCAGCUCCAUCGGGCCGCCUCAGGCCGACAAAGACAAGAACCAAAAAGUGAAGGCCGCACCCACGACAGCCAAAGCGGCCACCUCCACAUCAACGGCAGCAUCACCCACCAAGACGACGCCCAACGCCCCCGAGUUUACCUCCGGGUCGUAUCUGCUGGGCGUCUCGAUUUCCCGGAGGUUUCUGUCGGGUACAUUGGCCGACGCCCUCCAACUCCCCUCCCCACCCCUCUACUACCGCGCAGUCGCCCUCUGGCUCUGUUUCGUGGUGUGGCUGUUUGGCCGGAUGGCGUAUGUGCCGGGGUUGAGUGAACGGACGGUGAGGAAACGGAAGGAGAAGAUGACGAGGAUGCUGAAAGUGCUGAAUAGGCCCGAGGCUUGAUGUUGAUGUCGGCUGUUUUCUGCUGUUUUCUGGGUUCUGGAACAUUUCUGAUGUUGCACAUACACAGGACUUUGUACAUACGUAGAUUCCCUUUCCAGCCGUGUUUUGCGUCUGUGUGAUUAGUGUGGGGCGAGCUCAGGUGCAAUAAUGAUUCUGUAUAUCUCCGUCCGUUAAAUCUUCCAUUGGCCACACCUUCG
This is a messenger RNA of Fimicolochytrium jonesii, 1783 nucleotides long. RefSeq lists its product as uncharacterized. The transcript is spliced from 8 exons. The record is from RefSeq and is a predicted model, not a curated record. Lineage: Eukaryota; Fungi; Chytridiomycota; Chytridiomycetes; Spizellomycetales; Powellomycetaceae. Gene Ontology annotation, molecular function: oxidoreductase activity. The coding region runs from base 114 to 1586 and encodes 490 amino acids.